AUGAAUUUUUGAACAACUUGGCAAACAACUAACCAGAAUAGCCAACCAACCCCAGGGAGAGAGAAUCCUCAUCCAGACCUUCGUGGCUUUAUCUUGUCCUUUCAUCCUUUAUUAAUUUGUAGAUUGCCUAAUUGAAGAGCAAAACAACGCCGGCGGGUAACAGCUAUGAAACCAUUCUUCUUCUUCUUCUCGAUUUUUACCAUUCUAUUCUCUUUCAGCGUCCACAUCUCUUCAAUUUCUUCAAAAUCAACGGACCCAACCCCAGCUCCAUGGCCUCUUCAAUUCCACCCAAUCCUCUUCAUGAACAACAGUGGAACCCUCCAGAAAGUGGACCUGUGGUACGACUGGCCCAACGGCCGGAAUUUUAACAUAAUCCAGAACCAGCUAGGGAAGCUGACAUAUGAUCUUGAAUGGGAUAAUGGUACUUCCUACAUUUACACUUUAGACUCGAGCCAAGAGUGCAGGGUGUUGCAUUUCUCUGUAGGCAUUCUUCGCCCAAACUGGCUGGAUGGAGCCACGUACCUGGGUCAGCAACACGUAGAUGGGUUUCUGUGUAAUGUGUGGACUAAAGUUGAUUUCAUUUGGUAUUAUGAAGAUGUUGUUACAAAGAGACCUGUUCACUGGGUCUUCUACACAGGAUACACAGCUCAUGUGAUGACGUUUGAGGUGGGAGCAAUACUUGAAGAUCCAAAGUGGCAGGCUCCUGUUUAUUGUUUUACUUUUAAGGAAGAGGAGGAGGAAGAACAGGAAAAGGUGGCUUUACUUGAAUCUGCGGCUUCUGGUUCUUCCUUCCGGAAAUUGAGUAGUAGGGUUAUCAAUAACGCUUCCAACCUGUGAUUUUCUGUAUUCCCGUUCUGUGAUUUGCUUUAGUUUUUUAACAAUAAAUCUUUUGCAGAUGGAUAAAUAAAAUUUGAAUUGAAUUUUAGAGGAAACAGAAAUAAGUUUCGUUUUC
Molecule: messenger RNA, 952 nt
Organism: Mangifera indica (mango)
Lineage: Eukaryota; Viridiplantae; Streptophyta; Magnoliopsida; Sapindales; Anacardiaceae
Exons: 2
Coding region: 166-837 (223 amino acids)
Source: RefSeq, a predicted model, not a curated record